AUGAAUUAAUCAACAAAGAAUAUGAAGAAGUCUGUAAUAUAAGAUCAAAAAGUGGAUGAUAAUCAAUAAAGAAAGAAAAAUGAAGAGAACUUGAAGAUUCCUCUCAAUUUAUUCCGUUCAUAUACAAGAAUUACAUAACAAUCACUUUUAGAGGAGAUUGCUCCAAUGAUGUCUUAAAUUGAAUUUCUAAAAAAGAACUGUCCUGAAGGAACUAAAAUAGAAGAAUUCGCUGCUUAAGCUUGUUCAUAUUUCAAAUAUGAAUAAUUUAGUAAAGGACAAAUUGUUUUUAAUUAUGGGGAAUAUGGGGACAAAGUUUAUUUAAUAUUACUUGGUGAAGUUGGAGUGUUUGUAUCAAAGUCUUAAGAAGAAAUUGCUAAUGAUAGAGAAGUUAUUGAAACAUAUAAAAGUAACAUGAAUCCUUUUGAAGAAGAAAUUUUAGAUUAUGAAACUAUAUUUAAAAAGAAAAAAAGGGCUUAAGAUCUUUAAAUGGAAUUACUUUUAGCUUCAUAAAAGAAUCCAUUUGAAAUCAAUAAUAUGUAUUUCAAAGAUGGAAUAUGUCUUUAUAAAAAAGUCUUUUAAUUUUACUCAGGUUAAGCCUUUGGUGAUAUGGCAUUAUCUUCUGAUAAACCACGUACUGCAAGCAUUUUGGUUUUAUCAGAUGAACUUCAUGUUUUAACUAUGAAUAGAUUAGAUUUUAAAAGCGUUGGAGAAAGAUCUAUUAAAGAAAAGAAUCAAACAUUUGAAUACUUUUUAAGUAUUUUUGUGGGUGUCAGUAAAUUUAUUGUUACCAAGUUUAUUUAAUAUUUUUAAAAAAUUGAAUUUGCCCCAUAAACCAUUUUAUGGAAAGAAGGAGAUGAACCUAAAUUCUUUUUAUUGAUUGUUAGAGGAAGAGUAGAAAUUUAUAGAUCAUAUAAUGAAGAUGCUUUACAUGGUAAAAUUAAAGAACCAUCUAUUUUUUAAUCCAAAAUUAAACCUAAAAAGAAAGUUACUCUUUCAUAACUUUCCGAUAACUCUUUUGUUGGAGAAGCAGAACUUAUAGACAACAUUCCUGUAAGACUCUAUUCUUGUAUGACUUCUGAUAAUACUCUUGCUUAUUAUAUGGAAAGUGAUGCUUUUAAUAUUGUAAGAAAAAAUCAUCCUGAUUUUCUUAAAAUUUUAAAAGAGAAAUCUUUUGUAAUUAAGUCUUACUUACAAAGAAGGGAGAAGUACUUAUUCGAAAAUAUACAAAAACAAGACAAAGCAAUGGAAAAAUUACAAUAUCCUGAUUCUACUAAUACUGAAAGAGUCACAGUUGAUGAAUUAUAUAGAGACACUAGUACAUUUAACUCCAAGAUUUUUAGAUCUCAAUAGAAAGGUAUGAUUACAACUACUGAUAUUGUUAAUUCCAAUAAUUUACUAAGUAAGAAAAUUACACCAUAAUAAUCUGAAAAUAUGUUUAUCUUUCAUAAAAAAUAAAUUGAAUUGUUGAAGUAAAAGAAAUAAUCUUAAACAAAAAGUCAUAGUACUAUUCCCCCCAUUACUUUAUAAAAAUCUAUUUCCUAAAGUAAUUUUGCACUUGAAUGUUAAGUAUUAAAAUCAUAUAGAAGAAUGAGAUUUAAAUAGUUUUAAGCCAAUAGAGAAGUAUGUCUAUAGAUUAAAUCUUAAAUUGGAUCAUUUGUGACUACUUAACUAGGGUCUUCUUCACAUGAUUCUUCUUUACCAUAAGGAUUAAAUGAUAAAUGUCUUAAAUCUCUUUAAGAGUUUUAUUUUGCCAAAACAUUUAUUACCACCAAUAAAUGA
Molecule: messenger RNA, 1779 nt
Organism: Paramecium primaurelia
Lineage: Eukaryota; Ciliophora; Oligohymenophorea; Peniculida; Parameciidae
Source: the annotation of a GenBank genome assembly